AUUUGUCUAUGUUGCCCAUAGAUAAUAAGUCUUUAUCAUCUAUAUCAAAAAAUAAAAUAUAAAUACAUUUUUAAAAAAAAAGAGAUUGCUACAAUUUGCAUUUGUAUUUCAAUUGGAGACACUUCUAAAGUCUAAAAUGACCAUAGGUUAAGAAAAGACUAAAUUAUUUUGCAUAUUUUGAGUUGUGUGGUACCGUUUUCAUUUCGAUACACUUCUAUUACUUUUUGUAGCCAACAUAAAGAGUAAAUGUGCUUUUGAUAAGUAAUCAGUAAUCACAUAAAAUGAGAAACAGAAGUGAGCAAAAACAUGUUACAUUUGAGCCUUUAACUAUGGAAUUUGAAGAGAGAAGUAAUGAAGAAUAUAAAGGGAAUAUACCUUCAUCAAGUAUUCACAGCAUAUCACCUUUGUUUGUUGUUUUCUUUGUAAUUUUAUUACUGGGCUUGUUUGGAUUGUCUCUUCUCUUAGACAGCAUAUUACCAGUUCCAUUAAAAAGUGCUGACAAGGAGAAGUACUCUGAAAAGUUUAUUGCUGAAGAAGCUAGAAAUUAUUUAAAAGGCUUAACAGAUUUUGGCCCUAGGGUUGUGGGUAGUUAUGAAAAUGAAUUAUUGGCUGUUCAAUAUUUGAAAAAACAAAUUAACGACAUUGUGAUCAAUGCACAUUCUAACAAAAAAAUUAAAGUCGAUUUACAAACAGUUUCAGGAUCAUACUAUCUCGAUUAUGCCCCCUAUGGUAUAGUGAAUGCAUAUGGAAAUGUUCAAAAUUUGAUUGUUAAAUUGUCUUCCAUAAACAAUAACAAAAAUAAAAGUAUUUUGAUAAAUGCUCAUUUUGAUUCUGUACCUACAAGUCCAGGGGGUAGCGAUGAUGGUAUUAAUUGUGCAACAAUGUUGGAAGUUCUGCGAGUGCUUUCCAGGUCAGCAGACGAUUUUGAACAUGAUAUAAUUUUUCUUUUUAAUGGGGCAGAAGAGUCUUUUUUGCAAGCGUCUCAUGGCUUUAUUACUCAACAUAAUUGGGCUGGAAAUUGUAAAGUAGUCAUUAAUUUAGAAGCUGCAGGGGCAGGUGGUAAAAUAAUUCUAUUUCAAACUGGUCCAGGGCAGCCCUGGUUGGUGCACAAGUUCAGCAAAGUUCCACAUCCUGCAGGACAAGUGACAGGGGAAGAAAUAUUUCAAAAUAAUUUAAUUCCUUCAGAUACAGACUUUAGAGUGUUUAGAGAUUUUGGUGGGGUUGUUGGCUAUGAUAUGGCAUUUGUAAGAAGUGGAUACAGGUAUCACACCAAGUAUGAUGGUUUUGAUAACAUUCCACUUGGGUCAUUUCAACAUGUUGGUGAUAAUGUGCUGUCAUUAAUUAAAAAUUUGGUAAACACUACUGAAAUUGAUAAUUUAGAAUCCCAGGAUCAAACUAAAGUAGUUUAUUACGAUUUUUUUGGUCUUUUUAUGAUUGUCUACACAAUAAACGUAGCAACUUUAUUAAACUACUCAACUGCUCUUUUAUGUCUCAUAGUUGCCUUCAGAUGCUUUUUUACUUUGGGACUGCGACUCAAUAAAGAAGACUUAUUAUAUAUUUUGAUAACCAAAAUGGGGAUCAUUGUGGGAUGGUUACUUGCAAUAGGAUUUACUGUAAUUUUGGGAAUUCUACUUGAUUAUUUGGGUUACACUAUGAGUUGGUAUAGAAAUCCCUGGAUUAUACUAGGUCUUUAUGUAGUACCCAUUUGGGGUCUAUGUUGUGGAGUUAUAAUAAUUGCAAACAAAUACUCAUUUAAAGAAAAUAAUUCAAUUGCAGCACAUACUCAAGUUCAGUUAAGUUGUGUAAGAUUGAUAUGGUGUGUGCCUCUUGUGAUUGGUACCUUUUUUAAUAUUAGGGCUUCGCAUAUAAUCCAAAUACCUUUGGUUUUUAAUAGUUUAGUUUUUGCUGUUAUACAUUUUUCUAAACUUCAGUACUCUGUUAGGACUUGGCAAUUUUUACACCUGAUAAGCACUCUAAUUCCUGUCUGCUAUUUAAUGUACACGAGUGUGAUUUUAAUGACCUUUGUCAUUCCUAUUACUGGAAGGUUUGGUAGUAAUAAAAAUCCGGAACUGUUUGUUGGUUUCGCAACUCUAAUUCUUUCCGUUUUAAUAAGUAGUUUGUUUGUCCCUUUGAUAACCCUUGUUAGAAGUCCAUUAAAAGUAUUUUAUGGGUUUUUAAUUACCUUUUUGGCAUUUUUUGGACUUGUUUUUACUCCUCUGGGAUUCCCAUACAGUGGAGAUUUUUCUUCUCCAGCCCCUCAACGUUUUUGGAUACAACAUACUGGAAGAGCAUUUUAUAACAUAAACGGAACCGUUUAUAAACAAGAUGCUGGAUAUUUUAUCGUAAAUUUGGACAGAAAUUCUCCAAGAAGUGUUGAAAAUUUUGUGGAAGAUGUCAAAAAAGCUCAAAGUGUUAACACUUUGUCUGAUAGCGAAUUAUUUUAUGGAAUGCCCAUAUUACACCCACGAGCUAUUGAAGUAUUAAGUAAAAGUAGCUGGAUUUCCGCUGAACAGCCAAUAAUUCAAGAAGAUGUGCAACUAAUCAUACAAAACAAAGAAAACAUAAGUCCAACAUUAGUAAUGCUCAAUUUUUCUGCUUCAGGACCAACUCACAUGACUAUCUACUUUGCUUUACAAUUGGGGGUGGCGUUAAAAAAUAUUAGUUUGUCUUCAGAAAUAAAAGAGGGACCUAAAUGGAAGAACCAGACGACUUAUUUCAUAAAUUAUGCUUGGGGGAUUGAGAAAAGGCCUUUAAAUUUUUCUAUGCAUCUCCAAGUACCCCAAAACUGGAAGCAUUCGAUUUUAGAUAUUGCAGUUUUGGGAAGAUAUGUCCACGAGGUCAAUAACGUUAAAACACCUCACUUUAAACAAUUUCUGGAAGAAUUUCCAGAUUGGGCUGAUCUCACACCAUUUUUGGCAUCUUUCAAAAUGUGGAAAUUUUAAUGAUUUGGCUUUGUGAUUAAGAAUAAAAUAUUAUUAAUUAUAGGAAUGUAUUUAAUUAAGAUGAAAUGUUUAUUUUUAUGAGAUUGUCUAAAGUCUGCGUUUGUAUGUAUUUGUGGUGUUAGAAAUAUACUUUUUUUAUUU
Molecule: messenger RNA, 3083 nt
Organism: Agrilus planipennis (emerald ash borer)
Lineage: Eukaryota; Metazoa; Arthropoda; Insecta; Coleoptera; Buprestidae
Product: endoplasmic reticulum metallopeptidase 1
Exons: 12
Coding region: 282-2942 (886 amino acids)
Biological process (GO): proteolysis
Molecular function (GO): metalloexopeptidase activity
Source: RefSeq, a predicted model, not a curated record